CUUCAAACGUUUGAAACACACACCUAUUCCACUCUCCCCCACCCCAUAUCAGAAAAGGAAUUUGAGACGAUUUGGGAGUGAAGGUGCACCAAAGUGCACUGCAGAUUGAAUUAGCUAGUUGGUGCUGUCCUCCACGAGCUUGAUUUCUGUGACAACUCUCGACUAACGGAAAGAUACCGCAACAUCCAUUGUCCCCGGGCACUGAUUAUCCAGGCAUCACCCCUACUGAUAGCCUCCAGCAGCUUGAUGAGAAAGGGGGAUUAGAGGGAAGUAACUUUGAAUUAUCUAAAGCAUGAGUACUUCAACUAUCUCACUUAAAACAUUUCAACAGCAGAUCAGUGCUUGAGGAACAGCUCACAUUUUGCUACAGAUCCACUUGGCCGUCGUCCAGGAACACAGGAGGAGAUAGACUACGCCGGCCAACUCCUCAUCCACCCACAUACCAUCCCACAUUCUCUCUCUGUGCUGAGAUGUGCUCAGCACAGCAUUGUUGAAGCUGACCUCAGCUCAGUGCCCUCCUUUCCCUCCCUUUUCUCCUCUUCUACUACUAUACUAUUUAUUUCUACAGACCCAAAUUGGGGUGCUAGGGGAGGUUGAGGCUCUGGAGUGUAUGGAGCUUUGACUUCAGAGGACAUGAGGCCCUGCUGCUGACAGCUAGAGACGCCCCCGAUGCUCUGUCAUUCCCUGGCUUGAUGUUUGUGCCUGUGGUGCACAGCUCACAGCCCCUUCACCCAUCACGGCGGCCAUUGGGAGACCAGCCCACCCCCACCUUCGUGCUGACGCUAUGCCCACUGAGACACUGCAGCCUGACGGCAAGUCCGCCAGCCAGGGGGCAGCCUACGCCUCAGCCGUACCACUACGCAUCCUCAACAAAGGGCCUGACUACUUCCGCAGGCAGACUGAGCCCAACCCCAAACGUCUGAGUGCUGUAGAACGGCUUGAGGCUGACAAGGCCAAGUACGUCAAGAGUCAGGAAGUGAUAAACGCCAAGCAGGAACCGAUCAAGCCCUCUGUCUUGGCUAAACCGCCAGUUUGCCCUGCACCUGUCAAGCGGAGCUCCGGUGGUGGUGGUGGUGGUGGUAUGAGCAGCACCAGCCUCAAGGCCUCAAACAACAACGCCAAAUCAGACACCUGUGCCACCACCGCCAAGCGAGAGAACCUCAACUUGGAGAUCCUCAAGAACAUCCUUAACAGCUCUUCAUCGUCUGAUGGUCCUCCUGUCAGAGGAAUGGCUGCCCACAAACCUGGCAGCCGAAGUUGGGCUCCACAUCGAGACUCAACGGAGUCCUCUGAGUUUGGCCGACGAUCCUUUGCUGAGUCACUGAAAGUCCCAGGGACAUCGUUGGGUGCUUUGCAGGGGAGGCGUAGUCCCCAGCAAGGGGGAAACUUAAACCUGAGUCGGCGUUUGCUGGAAGAACAAGCGGAGGGGCAGCGUUGCUCGCUUCUGCAUGCCUCUCAUAGCUCCUCGGACAUUCGCCGCCUCUGCAAUGGAAAGCCAGUGCACACAGCCUGUAGCAGUAGCAGCUCUGCCCCACCGCUACCCCCAAACCCAGACCCCAGGCCCUGGCUGGUUGUGACAAUGUGCAGCUCCACAGAGAGGGAAUCUCUCCCACUCCCUCUAGCCACCACUAAUACAGACUUGGAGCUGGAGCUUGGCAGCUCUGUUGCCCGCCGGCCCUCCCUUCAUCGCUCCAAGUCAGAUCUGAGUGACCGCUAUGCUCGGGCCGGUGCUGAUGUGGAACGUUUCUUCAACUACUGCGGGCUGGACCCUGAAGAGCUGGAGAGUGUAGGUGUGGAGAGCUUUGCUCGUGCCAACUCUGAUAUUGUCUCACUCAACUUCCGCAGUGCCAGCAUGAUCAGCUCUGACUGUGAUCAGUCACGGCACAGUAACGAGGACCUGACAGAUGAGGAGGAGGAUGGUGCUGGUGACCGUGUGCCCUAUGGCAUCUCGGCUGUGGAGCGCAACGCCCGUGUCAUUAAAUGGCUCUAUAGUAUAAAGCAAGCACGAGAGUCUCAGAAGGUCUCUCACGUCUGAGGAGACACUGAACCUUUUUCCAGACUUCAGACUUUGACCUUUACUUUAUUUGUGUUUUUGGCAAUCUUGGGCACUGUCCUUGAACCUCCAGGUGGGGUUAAUCAAAAAAGCCCUUAUAAAAGUUUGACUGCUGUUACAUUUGGUUGCUUAUAUGUGCAUUCAGUGCAUUUGUUGUCCUUUGAAUCUGCAUGGUUCUUUAACAACCUCCAACUCCUUCAUGUGUGGCCUGGUAAUGCAGCUGAUUUAGGUCAACCAAAACACAAGACCUGUAAAAAUGGCUCCUUCUUUCUGCCAUUAAUCUUCAAUGCAGCAAUUAUUUCCUUUCUCUUUACAGAUAUUUCCUUUUGGGUUUUGUAUAACUCAAAUUUAGUCUGACAAUGGCAGGUCUGUAUUAGGUACAUUGCUCAUUUUCAUGAUUCCAGCACACUGAGCCAAUGAAGCCAUAUCAGUGUGAAUGCAAAGCUGCAGUGUGUUUCUUGAUUAUUCUGUCCUUUUUCACUUGUUGGGAAUCUCUCAUCUCCGAUCUAUAUAGACUGUGUGUAUAUGGGAAUGCACUGCGCAUAAUUGACUGCAAAAAGCAUGUUUCAGCUUCAUGCUCUGAUCCUGUGCUCUUUGCUGCACUCAGUCUGUGUUGUGCCCACAGCUACCACUUCAGUUACAUUGAGACCCAUUUAUCUUAUGUGCUUUACUUUUUCACACUUUGUUGCCCAUAAUAUUUCCUAUGAAGGACUGUUUUUGUGGUACUUUUUUUUUCUGAAUGUUGUACAUGCUGUAAGAACAUGUAUAUAAUUUCAGCAUUGUUUGGAAGGAGAAAUGUCUGAAGAGUAACUUGCUAUGUUCAAUCCAUAGCUCUCAAUCUGUCUCUUAUGUCAUUUUUGGUGUGUUUGAAUAUGAUCACAAUCAAAUCUGUGUAACACUGUUAUAAGAAUGACAUGUUGUGUAUAUUCAAACUGGAGUUGUGGCUUUAAAAAAAAAGUCAUCAAGAAUUGCUCAUGAUUAGUUAUGUUCCAAUAAAUGGCUAAUUUUGCCAUCUUUUGCCAUCUGAA
Alosa alosa (allis shad) is the source of this 3081-nucleotide messenger RNA. RefSeq names its product protein FAM110B-like. NCBI's taxonomy places the organism in Eukaryota, Metazoa, Chordata, Actinopteri, Clupeiformes, Clupeidae. The record is from RefSeq and is a predicted model, not a curated record.